Messenger RNA from Sodiomyces alkalinus F11, 2139 nucleotides. RefSeq names its product peroxisomal-coenzyme A synthetase. The transcript is spliced from 4 exons. The coding region runs from base 332 to 1885 and encodes 517 amino acids. Gene Ontology annotation, biological process: fatty acid metabolic process. The record is from RefSeq and is a predicted model, not a curated record. NCBI's taxonomy places the organism in Eukaryota, Fungi, Ascomycota, Sordariomycetes, Glomerellales, Plectosphaerellaceae. Gene Ontology annotation, molecular function: medium-chain fatty acid-CoA ligase activity.
ACGGCUGUGUAAUUAUGGAUGUGAUACUUUUGGCAUGGACUUAAUUACUUUAUCAUUGCAACUAAUCGACUCAAUUGAUAAGGUACUCAAUCAGAUGCCCGUCUCGUUUGUCGCAUCUCAGACUUUGUGGGCUGGGAUUGUCCGGAUAGGCUGAGGUGCAGGACUGGGAUCACCCUCGCUUCGCUUUCGUCGAUUUCGUCACCUCCUGUUUUCGGUCUUCUGGCGAUCUGAGCCUGAAGCAUCACCGAGGACAACGAUUCACAGGGGCAAAGGCAAUCGGGCCCAAUUCCACCCCUAACAAGCAGAUAACCAAAACCGCAUCGCGACCAAGAUGGCAUUAACGCUCCAGAGCGCCAUCAGAGGCGCUGACAAGUCAGAUGCCAUCAUUAUCCCAUCCAAGCCAAAGCCGCUCAUCGCGACGUAUGCGGAUCUGAAGAGGGAGGCGGCGUCAUUCCAACAGAAGCUGGCCGCCAUCGGCAUCACCAAGGGUUCCGCAGUGUCCAUCGCCGUGGUCAACUCGUACGAGUUCAUCGUUUCGUUCCUGGCCGCCUCGUGGCAACGCGGCAUCGCUGCGCCCCUCAACCCGGCCUACAAGCAGGAGGAGUUCGAAUUCUACAUCGAGGACAUCCAGUCGGCCAUUGUUCUCGUUCCCAGGGGCGCUUAUGCCAGUAAUGCUCCGGCUGUCCGGGCUGCCAAGAAAUUCAAUGCUGCCGUUGCUGAGACGCACUGGGACGAGUCCCUGAAGGAGGUCGUCCUUGAUGUCAAGGAUGUCGGUGGCCUGCGAGGCAAAGGCCGGGAGAAAGUCCUGAAACCCGAGGCCGAUGAUGUUGCCCUUGUCCUUCAUACUAGCGGGACGACUUCGAGACCAAAGGUCGUACCUUUGACCCAUGCAAACCUGACCCGUACCAUGAAAAACAUCCAGCAGACGUAUCAGCUCACGGACAAGGACCGCACAAUGCUGGUCAUGCCGCUCUUCCACGUCCACGGCCUGUUGUGUGCCCUGCUAACUCCCCUCUACUCGGGAGGCUCUAUGGUGGUCCCCGUCAAGUUCUCCGCGAGUGACUUCUGGCGGGACUUUAUUACUUACAAGGCCAACUGGUACACGGCUGUGCCGACAAUACACCAGAUCCUCCUCCGAAGCCCGGUCCCUAGCCCGCUUCCCGCCAUUCGCUUCAUCCGCUCGUGCUCUUCGCCGCUUUCGCCGACCGUGUUCCACCAGCUGGAGAACACAUUCAAGGCGCCCGUGUUGGAAGCCUACGCCAUGACGGAGGCGGCGCAUCAGAUGACGUCCAACCCGCUACCGCCCGGCAAGAGAAAGCCCGGCACCGUAGGUCUCGGACAAGGGGUGGAAGUGCGGAUCCUGGACGACAGCGGAAAGGAACUCUCCCAGGGCGCGGAGGGUGAGAUCUGUAUCAAGGGCGACAACGUGACCAAGGGGUACCUCAACAACCCGAGCGCCAACGCGUCUUCCUUCACGGCAAACGGGUUCUUUCGGACGGGAGACCAGGGAAAGAAGGACGAGGAUGGGUAUGUCAUCAUCACGGGCCGCAUCAAGGAGCUCAUCAACAAGGGCGGCGAGAAGAUCAGCCCCAUCGAACUCGACAAUGUCCUCACGCGGCACGAGGCCGUGUCCGAAGCCGUGAGCUUCGCCAUCCCUGACGAGCUGUACGGGAACGAGAUUGGCGUGGCCAUCGUCAUCAAACCGAGCAAGACGCUAGGGGAGGAUGAGUUGCGCAACUGGGUGGCCGAAAAGCUGGCCAAGUUCAAAGUGCCUAAGAAGAUCUAUUUUACCGAGACGAUGCCGAAGACGGCCACAGGCAAGAUUCAGCGGCGCAUUGUUGCCGAGACGAUGCAGAAACAGGAGAAGUCCAAGGCCAAGCUGUAGAGUGUCUCCCGAGGAGGGGUGAAUGUGCAGAAGACGGGCAUAUAUAUGCCUGUACAUAUAUCACAUGUGUUAGGGCAGCCGGGUGGGCCAGAGGUGAAACAUGACUAUACGCAUCAUCAGAAAGCUCAGUGAGCAGCAAGCUGGACAAGCCGGACAGAAUUAUAUGAAAGUACAUCAUCCUUCAUGUGGCACAAGACAUCAUGCUGGUAGACAUCGGUGUAAUAAAAAUCUGAUAUGAUUUGUCCACACUUGUA